CUUGAUUGGUCAAUCAAACGCCAUUCUACUCUAUGGAGUAAAUUUUGGAACGUAACCUACGACAUUUCAGGGUUUCAGGGUUACCAACGCUAAGAAACAAAUUCUCGAAUUCAAAUUGCAUUGCUCGCGUUCUUCGUCCUUCUACCGUGCCGAUGCACGUAGAGGCACAGAUGCAAGGCAAAAGUAUAGAAAAUGCAUGCAAAACAAAUCCGGUUUUCUUUAUAUAAUGAAUUUAACAGCCAUUAUGAAAUUUAGUAACAAUUAUGAAAGCUAUUUUUAUUUUCUUGCGUGGUCAUGUGCUAUUUCUUAUUCUGUAUAUGAGUUUUAUUUAUCGAAUAAUUAUUUUGAUAAUUAUUAUGAUGCAUACAAUGAUUUUGAUAGAGGAUGGACUUGGAUUGGAAAAAAACGAGAUAUUUCUGAUCAAGAGUGGCGUGCAUGGCUUGCAUUAGUAAACAAACUAAUAUCAUACAUUUUUAUACAUCAUUUUUUCAGUCAGAUUAUUAAAGUUAAUAGUAACAAUAUGGUAACACAUUUAUAUAUAUUUACAAAAUAUAUUUUAUAGAAAAAAUGUGCAAUUCAAAGAAGUAACAUGGAAAUCUUUCAGAUAUUGUGUUGUUGGUAUAUCUUGUCAUCUACAGCUUUUCUGUAUUAUUAUAUUGGUUUAUUGGGUGCAUUAUGUGCUCUACUGCAACCUAGUCUUUUACAUAUAAUAACAUAUAAAUAUAGUAAGAAUGUAGCAUGGUUAAUACAUGUUUCAUUCCUAUUUGUAAUACAUAUAUUAAAAAUACCGAAUGGUAUUUUUCAAAGCUGGCUAGGAUUCGAUGAUGAACAGCAUUAUAUUUUGACACUUACAAUGUGUUGGAUACAUUUAAGAAGUAUCAGUCACAAUAUGGAUAGUAUUGAUGACAAACUUCUCAAUUCAAAUAAUUUUAUUCAGAAAUUAGCAUAUUGUUUAUACUUGCCCACAUUAUUUUCAGGGCCACUUAUUUUGUAUCAUGAGUUUGUUGAGUCUAUUAAUCAACCACAUCAAUAUUGGAAUUACCAAAAACUACAAACUUUUGUGUUAAAUUUAAUUAGAUACAUGUUCUGGUUAUAUUUUACUGAAUUGUUGCUACACUUUAUUUAUGUAAAUGCUAUUCAAUAUCAUCCUCAGAUUGUGCAAAAUUUAAAUCCUUGGGCACUGUAUGGUUUAGGAUAUUGCAUGGGACAAUUCUUUCUGAACAAAUAUGUUGUAAUCUAUGGGAUUUCCAAGACUUUAUGUAAUUUAGAUAAUGUAAAAGCACCACCACCACCUAAAUGUAUAGCUAGGAUUCAUUUAUAUUCCGACAUGUGGAAACAUUUUGAUAGAGGAUUAUAUAAAUUUCUUAUAAAUCUCUUUAUUUUUUCCAGAUAUAUUUAUAUCCCUGUACAAAAGUCAAAUGGGUGCUUUGGAAAAUUGUUUGCAUCAUUUUUAUGUUUUGCUUUUGUUCUUAUAUGGCAUGGAAUACAAGUGAAUAUUUUUAUUUGGUCACUGUUCAAUUUUAUAGGAAUAGCAAUCGAAAGUAUAGGAGUAUCAAUUGGCAAAAGCAAACAAUAUCAUAAAAUGCAGAAUAUGUAUUUAUCUCCAAAAAAUAUUAAGAGAUUUCAUUGUAUAUUAGCAAGCCCUCUUUUAGCAAUGUCAGCAAUAUCUAAUUUUUAUUUUUUUGGGGGCCCAUUAAUUGGUAAUAUUUUUACAUAUAACAUAAUACUAUAUGGAUCCUGGAAAACUUUAUUUAUUCUGUUUUUCUUUCUUUAUUGCUGUUGUCAAGUUUCUGUAGAUGUUAAAAAUUGGGAAUUAAAAGUUCGAAGUUUGACUUGAUUAAA
This is a messenger RNA of Formica exsecta, 1842 nucleotides long. RefSeq names its product protein-cysteine N-palmitoyltransferase HHAT (gene rasp). The record is from RefSeq and is a predicted model, not a curated record. Gene Ontology annotation, cellular component: endoplasmic reticulum. Gene Ontology annotation, biological process: protein palmitoylation. Bases 590 to 1837 code for a protein of 415 amino acids. Gene Ontology annotation, molecular function: palmitoyltransferase activity. Lineage: Eukaryota; Metazoa; Arthropoda; Insecta; Hymenoptera; Formicidae. The transcript has 6 exons.